Messenger RNA from Fimicolochytrium jonesii, 916 nucleotides. RefSeq lists its product as uncharacterized. Bases 99 to 755 code for a protein of 218 amino acids. Lineage: Eukaryota; Fungi; Chytridiomycota; Chytridiomycetes; Spizellomycetales; Powellomycetaceae. Gene Ontology annotation, biological process: proteasome assembly. The record is from RefSeq and is a predicted model, not a curated record. The transcript is spliced from 2 exons.
UGUCAAGCAACUUGAAGCAAGCCACGCGCCAACGUCCAGAUCCCUCCAUUUCGGUUCCAUACGCUCGCAGCAUUAUUCUGGUGCACACCACCCAAGCCAUGACAUAUCAAUAUACCGAGGCUCAGUCGGCAGCGUCGGAAGCAGCAGCAGCCGCCGCCACUGCCCCAGCGUUCCCCACCAAAACGGUCCAAACGACGGUUAAUGUCACCGUCCCAGCUGGAAAGCCUUCCAACCUUCUCAGCAUCCCGACAACCAUCAUUCACACGCAGUUUGCCAAUAGGAUUAUGAUAACGAUAUCGCAGGUCGGAACUAUUGGGUGUCUGCUCGAAGCAACUCGCGACACGACGACGGCAGCGACGGCAACGACAAACCUUUCUGCGUCCACCAGCACGCAAGCCUCCUUCGUCGGGCCAACUUACACUGAAACCGCUUCCACACAACCCCUCCCGCCACCACCACUGGUCGGCGUUUCCGUGCGGCCACUGCUGGGCACCGCACGGACAUCUGGCGAGGGUCUGCUGCAUCAGGUGUAUGCAUCGCAUAUCCUGCAACGCAUGUGCGCAGCGCGGCCGGGGGAAAAGAGAGGGUUAGUGUUGGGGAUCGCGUUGGAGAAGCUGCCGGCGGCAGCGGCGGAGGAUGGGGACGAUUUGGCUGACGGGGAGGAGUUUGACGAUGAGGAGGGUGGGAUUGGAGCAGCGGAGAGAGCGAUGUUUGAGCAGAUUAUGACGGCGUGCGCUGGGAUCGGCGUAUGGUGAAUGGAUGAGCUUCUAUCCUAUAGCUAGCUCAGCUGUGCGUUGAGAGAUUGUUAUCUCUCGAGUGGUUUGACCAGGCGCUACCAUACGCAUAUCUUAGAAAUGAAGUCUUUGCUGGUCUAAUCCAAAAAUCGGCCAUGGUAAUUCAUAAGCAGAAGUGAUAU